Messenger RNA from Parasteatoda tepidariorum (common house spider), 641 nucleotides. It is a transcript of the gene Polr2F, whose product is annotated as RNA polymerase II subunit RpII18. Gene Ontology annotation, cellular component: RNA polymerase II, core complex; RNA polymerase III complex; RNA polymerase I complex. Lineage: Eukaryota; Metazoa; Arthropoda; Arachnida; Araneae; Theridiidae. Gene Ontology annotation, biological process: transcription by RNA polymerase II; transcription by RNA polymerase I; tRNA transcription by RNA polymerase III. Gene Ontology annotation, molecular function: DNA binding. The record is from RefSeq and is a predicted model, not a curated record.
UCAAACUUAUUUGAAUAUUUGAAGUAUUCCAUUACUGAUCUAGUUCAGUCUUUCCUGUGUGUUGCAAUGAACUGAAAUGUUGGUAAAUGUGUUUGUUUAGAAUCCGAAGAUAAUAAUUUAUUACAAAUAGUUCACGAUUUGCUACUUUUUUUUCAAAUUUCAAUAAUGGCUGAUGAUUAUGAACCUGACGACCCUGUUGGUGAUGAUUAUGAUGAUGCAGAACCAGAAGAUGAAGCUUUGGAUGAAAUUGAACAAACAGAAGAAGAUAAUAUAGAGCUACUAUCUGCUCCUGAACAUCAGCCACAGCUGAAUCAAAAGCGCAUCACAACUCCUUACAUGACAAAAUAUGAAAGGGCGAGAGUCCUAGGGACUCGAGCACUACAAAUUGCAAUGCAUGCUCCUGUGAUGGUAGAAUUAGAUGGAGAAACGGAUCCCUUGCAAUUAGCUAUGAAGGAAUUAAAGGUAAGAAAGAUUCCGAUCAUCAUCCGACGUUAUUUACCUGAUGGUAGUUAUGAGGAUUGGGGUGUAGACGAGUUGAUGAUCACAGAAUAAAGAUCAGCGAAUUGGCAUAAUCAUUACGUUAUUCAUUUUGUACAUAAGUUAUUCUCUUCAUGUUUAAUAAAAAAAAAUUUAAACAAGUA